ACAACGCGAAGCGAACGCCCGAGAAACAAAACAAGUUUCUAUCAAAUCCAGUUAGUUAUUUUUAAGACUUCACUGAAUUAGUGUGUCCAGAUUUUAUUAUUUGAUAUUCAAUAACAACUAACUUACGUAAUUCUAAAUAAUUGUUAAUUGAAUCGACGUCAGUUUACUAUUUAAUAAUUACUUGUUGCAUUUUUUUACCGUUUUCUUUGUUCGAAGUGAGAAAAGUUAAGCGACGUUGCCGUUCUUGCAUAGAACUUUUCCAACUUGAAUAUCACUUCCAAGAAACUUUAGAAUCCGUUUUAAGUUGUUGCAACAUAUUCUAUAACAAUUUUGUGGUGAAAUGAUCAACAAAUUAUGAUCUUGUGUCUUGAAAUGUGUGAGUUUGAACGUUAUACAUUUUCUGACGCAAUAGCGAUCUGGCAACAGUGCACGGACUCGGACUGAAAUCGGAUUUGCUGAUGUAUUAGAAAACACCUUGAAUUUAUAAUAGUCUUCACAUUCUCCGUUCUUUAUGAGGUACUAGGCCGGCGCCCGGUCGCUUCGGGAUCACGAGCAGAGGGCGGAUCGGCGCGGGCAUAUACAACGACAUCAAGCCGCUGACUGCUCCUGACGCUUAGGUGCCGAUUCACCCGCCGCUCGCGAAUACCCACCAUGUUGAGAGCGGGCGCGCGACACCCGGAUGCUGACGCGGGCGCGUCAUGCUCCCGCGCAUCCAACGCGACCGACGACAUGCCGACGCUGUACGCUACACUCAACGAGUACCUGCUGCUAGAGAACAAGUUCCAACCAAGGCUCUGUCUGCCCAACGACGAUGAGAAUGGUGAAGUGACAACGGGGGCCCGCGACGGCGCGGCCCACGUGUUGCGGUGCCUCAAGGUGUGGUACGACCUGCCGGCUGAGGUCCUCAUCGAUGCCAUCAAUUUGUUUGAUAGAUUCCUGACCAAGAUGAAGGUCCGUCCGUGUCACGUGCCUUGCAUCACGGUGUCCUGCAUGAACCUCGCCAUCGACCAGUACGCCAAGCACCACGGCCAGCCGCGCAACGUCGCCGUCGAAGAGCUCGUAUCGAUCUCUCAGUCGGCGUGCACGGCGGGCGACGUGGUGCGCAUGUCGCGCGUGAUCGCCGACAAGCUGGGGCUGGGCAGCGGCGCGCGCGCCGUCACCGCCUACCACUGGCUGCGGCUCGUGCGCGCGCUCGUGGCGAACGCCGCGGAACAUCUGCAGCUGCCGCACAUCGUGCCGGAGAGUGAGUUGAUCAACCUGCUGGAGAUCGCGGCGUGUGACGCCGUGUGCGCAAACGCACGCCUCAGCGAACUGGCGCUCGUGGUGCUCUAUUAUAAACUAGAGCAACAGAUGGUGGAAUGGGCGGAGCGCGGGUCGGCGCUGCCGGAGACCGCGUACUGCUUGUUCGACAUCGGGGCUCAGCUGCAAGCGCACUGCCGGAUGUCAGACACGUCGCUGGUAGCCACCCGCAACCGCGUGCGCGUGGUGGCGGCGCGCUACGAGGCGCGCUGCGCCGCGCCGCAGCGCCAGCGGCUCGUGUGGAGAUUGUCCUCCAGGACGCUCAAGGUGCUGCGGCCGACGGAGCGGCUGACCUCUAUGCUGCCCACCAUCGAGGAGCAACACUACUCGCUGGACACCACGCCACCAAGAAACAGGUCAGGCAGCGAAAGUAGCGAGAGCGAGGAGACAUCCGACUGGCCGCGAAGCCCCGUCCUGCCGGUGUAUUGCGACAACUGAACCCUGCUCACCCCCACACGGCACCUUCUGGAACACCACGACACCAAGCGUCUAUGUUAUUAUAAACUAUUUAUUUAUCAGUAAGAGCGAUAUUACAUCUUCCACUCAUGGUGAUAGUGAACUGUGAUCGUUAUUUGUUUUCAUAAUGCAUAGCCACUAUGGUCCUGUGGAGGAGGCGCUCGGUCUGCGAUUGUUGGAGUUAAGCAACUUUCGCAAAGGCCGGUCAUAGGAUGGGUGACCACAAAAAGAAAAGUUUUCAUCUCGAGCUCCUCCGUGCUUCGGAAGGCACGUUAAGCCGUUGGUCCCGGCUGCAUUAGCAGUCGUUAAUAACCAUCAAUCCGCACUGGGCCCGCGUGGUGGUUUAAGGCCCGAUCUCCCUAUCCAUCCAUAGGGAAGGCCCGUGCCCCAGCAGUGGGGACGUUAAUGGGCUGAUGAUGAUGAUCGUACACCAGCUUACUUCUCAAACGGGGAGCGCCGGUUGGAAUCCCGGUACUGGACUUGCACCAAUGAGUUAUUAAUUUAUCUCAAGUGCAGUUUUCACUAACACAAUUGGCUCGACCAUCAUAGACGGCGAUACGGCUCACCUAUCACGUUGGUCUAACAGAAAGCUCGCUGAGGUGUGGGUACUUAGUUCAUCUUGCGAUGGAUGUACCUCUGUCUAUCCCAAUUGGGAUAUGUCGUGAUCUUAUGUUUACCAUUUUUGGCAAUCAGGUUAUAAGCAUACAGAUAACGGUCACAGUGCGGUAGUAAUGUCGAUUUUUCGUCGAGUUUGUAAGAUGUAACAGCGUUUCCAAGCUCCUUGUUGAAUCGUUACUUUGGUAUUAAGCUUAGAUUUGAGGUCUGUUUACUUAUUGGUAAACUGUUCGGUAACAUUUCAACAGCACUACUGUCUGCCGAUAGACCCUCGAAGGGCCCGAAAAAAUCAAUCUAAAAAAUGGCUUAAAAGUUAUAAGAGCCAGGCAGGCAAAAACUUUUAAAAAGUAACUUCUAAGGUUGGCAAUUCGAAGUUUAAAAUGUACAUUUUUGGCGCGCGAAACGCAAAACUUUACAGUGUAAAAUAAGUAUUGAAAUACUGUCACUGUGUUUAUACAGUCGGCCGCAUUGCUUCGUACAAUCCAAAAAUAAGUAAAUAAUAAUUUCAGAAAACAUUUAUUAUUUAAAUAAUUAAUAAUAUCGGAAGACAUUUAUAUUGCAAUAUUUUGACAUAAAAAAAUAUAUUUAUAUAUUUGGCUGUAUUUAGAAUGUCAUAGACACGAUAACGAAUGUGCAAUCUAAAGUAAUGAUUUGGCAGUAUUAUAAUCAUUUAAUGUAACUAUAAUCGUUCCAUGUUUUUCGUAAGAAAAAAUACAUUUAUUUAUAUUAUUAAUAUCGCAUUUAAGUAACCGAAUCUACUUGCUACUUUUUCAAUCAUAAUUCUUUUAGAAGUCGGAAAAGAUAACUCGUGGAAACGGUUCCUUGGAUGAUAAUAAGCUGAAUAAUUAAAAACUUUGGUCAAAAAAGUAUUGUUUAAGAUAAAAUAACUAUUGGCGCGAAUUGAAACAUUUUUUCUUAAAGAAAAAAUAAAAUCAGCAUUGAAAAUAUUUUUUCUUUUUAUUUAAAAUGUGUGGCAAGGUAAACGCUAACAUCCUAGUCAAUAUAGGCUGUAUGGUGGAUUUACAGACAUGACCAAUAUCAUGUACCCACUUUAGAACCCUGUCGCACUAUCAUAUUUGACAUUUAAUGAGACUUAUGGUUUAAUUUGUCAAAAAAGUUAAUGUGACAUGGUUUCAAAGUGUUUACAUAUUAGUACUCGUGACCGUACGGUCGCGUCUCAAAAUAUGCAACAUAGUUUAAAACCUUGUCGGUUUAACGUAUUUGUCAUUUAGUGCAAUAGUUGUUACAAUUUGUCAAAUAGUUCGUGGGACAAGGUUCUAAAGUACAAACAUAUUUUCGGAAGUGACAGUAUUUACUGCGCCAUACGUUUUUAGAUGUAAGAAUUAGGCAGCUGCGAACAAAUACCGGUGUUCUAUCGAAGGUACGUGCGUUUUGAAACUAACACCUAUAUUCUAAGAUAUAAACUCGAAACUUCCUCCAUUCGACUCUGCUUCAGCUGAACAUUUUGGUAUAAGACCAAGUAAGUUUAAAAUCAAGGCUUUUCUAGCCACUUUUGAAAAUAGUUAUUACAAAAAUCUAUUUAAUAUUAACAUUUUUGUAUACAAUGGUACCCAGAGCAGAUCUAACGAACGGGAACAAAACUUCCCGUUGGUGAGGUUAGUGGGAAAAACCGCUUUACUCACUGGAGUCGAGCAUAUCGUACUGCCAACAUAAUAGUACGAAAAUAAUGACGUCAUCAACCUCACUGGAGUAAACUGGAGGUAAGGUUGAAGUGACGUCUAAGAAUUAAUUAAUUUUGAGCUGAGUUUGAGGUCUUCGUUAAGGUCGCCUCAACUAAGGACGGCGUCGAGGAAGGUUGGAGUGAACAUCUUCGAAUAUGGGUGUUAGAAUACCUACGUAGUCAGGAGAGUGAUCCCACUUUUGAAAAAAGUCAAAAUUCCGUGAUCCGUUUUUUUUUCCUUUUGGGGGCAAAUAUUCUCUAGAGUCGAGGGCGUUAGAGUUUAAUUUUCAUGGACUUUGAAAAUAGGAGGUUAUCGAGAAAUCUUCAAAAAAAAAUUAAGGUUAUAAACACACGAUCCCUUCUUUUCAAAGCCCAUAUUAGUUCGUAUUUAGGUAAUUUUUUCUACAAAAAAAAAGAAACAGAUUUUUUAAGAAUCGUGGUGCAAUUUGUAAAUUUGAACCAUUUAAAAUUGGAGUAUUAUUCUGUAUAGACCUGUUUUUUUUUUAAAUUGCAUAUCGGUAAGGGCAGCGUCUCUUCCUCGUUCGAAAGAGCUUAGUCAUUAUAAUUUAUUUAGCGCGUACGUACGUAGUUCGGUUUUUAAAAAUAAUUUUGUUAUUUCGAAAAUAAUGUAAAAAUGAUAGAUAAUUUAUAUCCGGAAUCAAUCGCGUUUAACGUAAAAAUACUGAAUUAUUAUUUUAAGUUUAAAAAAUAGGUUUAACAGGAAUAGGCGAGGCCCGAAGAGUCCAUAGCUUUUCUUACUGUGAUGAUUUUAUAAGGAAAAAAGUGAAAAAAUUCCAUAUUUUCUAGAUUGUAAGUUUCCAAGUACGUUUAAUAGGCGAGCGAAUGGAUUUUUAUUAUAAAAAAAACAAAGUGAAAAUCAAGUCCACCGAUUUUUUUUUAAAAGUACAUCUAGUAGUAUUAUACUUAUAAAUAUUGUGUAAUAAUUAAUAUAUUUUCAAUUUAUUUCUCGACUAACUCCAAGGAGUUUAAAAUAUAUUAAAAAAAAAAACAAUAAUUAAAAUAAAAAAAAUAUAUAUUUCGGCAUUAAUUUUUUUCAUUACUUAUUAUUUCGGUAGUGAUAGUAAUUUCUAAUAUUUGAUACUUAUUUCUUAAUUAUAACUAGUUAUAAUUAUAAAAGAAAUGACAAAAAAAAAUACAAAUCUAUAAAAAAAAAUACAGAAAAAAAUGAUCUCAGGUAAUUUUCUUUUCAUGUAAAACGGUAAAAUUACGAAUCAAAUAAAAAAAGUUUUUCGAAAAACUAAAAAAAAUAUUUUUAGAAAAAGCGUAAGAGAUGUAUGUGUGUUCCACUCUUGUUCCGCAUUUCGCGGUUUUUUCCGCUUUCUUUGCGUUUGUUUUUAAUUCGCAUACAUGGCUUAUGCUUGUUAAUUUUUAAGCCUUAAGUUUUUUUUUAAACAGCGUGAAUAGGCCUUGUCGUGUGCGUGACCUCGUCCACAACAACAUGAUGUACACAACAUUCUGUGAUAGUCUUAUUGAUAAUGUUUCAAUCAUUUCAUUCGAGACAUCGAAGGCACAGUGCGUUCAACAAGGUGAAAUUAUAGAAAAAAUGGCGCCAAAAGGGUAGUUCUUCGAACACAGGAAGUCAAGUUCAUAACCGUUAAUGCAAAAAUAUCCUAGAUUUUAUUUGCCUUUUAGCAAAUAUCUAAUUAGAACUUACAUAAGUUCGCGACAUACAUAAGUUCAAACUGGAUAUUUGCAAAAAGACAAAAGAUUCAAAUAUUUUUGCGUAAACGGUAAUUAUAUUGACUUCCGGUUUUCGGUGAACUGUACAAAUUUUUUACAACAUCUACAACAAUUUACAAUGGCGCCAAAUUGUUGAGCGCACUUAUUUAAAAUGAGACCAAUUUUUAAUCUCACGCACGCGUUUUUAUCAACCAGAAACAGAUAAAGGUAAUAUUCGAAUGUGAAUAAUAUAUAAUUUUCAAAUUAUCUAUUCGAAAAUUAGUUUUCUCUGUAUCAGGCAAGUAAUUCGUAAAUUAUUAUUAAAAUGAGAUCGAAUGAAUCGAUAAUGAAUGCGAGCGGGUCAGAUGACUCGUUCUAGCUAAAAUGUUGUUAUUACUUUUUUAAGAAUUAGACUGUAACAUAACAUUGCAUACAGCCACUUUUGUACAUUAAACUAGGCGUUUUCUUAUAAAAUUGCAUUAUGAUUAUCACCAAUUGAGCUGAAUAAAUAUUCUCCUUAAUAUACUAAUGAUUUCUUUAAUGAGAAAUAUAAGAGAAUGCCUAGCAUAAUGUAUUGAGACAGCCAUAUCGCGUAUACUCUGUUAAAUAUAGCUGGAUAUCGGAAAGAAUAAUACAUUUAGCUGGUGUGAAAAUUUUGCAGAAUAAUGUAAAUCUUUUCCAAGACACUCCAUUAAAAAUAAAACAUUUUUACCUUGUAUUAUAGAACGAGACAAAGUCCGCGCGCUCUCCUUUAUCUCUUAGUUUCCGGCCAUUUGGUCUAAAGUAACAUCCAGAGGAGGUGAGGUCAGGGUCCGACACGAAUUGGUGCGGGGAGUUACCGUUCUAUACGUAGUAUUAUUCUAUUGCUGUAUUUACCUGGGUAUACGUGUCACAUAAUCAUGAUACAAUGUACAGUUUUGUUAUAUUUUACUAGGAAGUUAGGAUAGAUAUAAUCUGACCCGAUCAAGCAAGUGUUAAUUCUCGAUCUAACCAUCUUUAUUACGUAUCGAUCGAAGGUAUUUUUCUUUUGUCCUAAAGCCAUAGAGUUGUGUGCUUAGACUAUUUUUUUAGCAAACUUUUUUUGUAAAUUAUUUUGAUUUUUUUAAAGUACCUUAGACGAUCAGUUUUUUUAAUUAUUUCAAUUCCGCGUAGUCAUCAUUUGCAAUAGAUCGUCGUAAGUUUGCUAAAGAAAUGGUUUCCUGUGCAUUUAAAAGUAAAUGUGUAAUUGUAGGCGUGUGUAGUGUAUGCAUUUGUAACUGGAAUUCUAUGUAAUGUGUGCUCUAAAUGAAAUCAAAAAAUCUGAAAUCUCGAAUCAUUGAGAUAAUAAAACAAGUUGGGACUCUU
Pectinophora gossypiella (pink bollworm) is the source of this 7075-nucleotide messenger RNA. RefSeq names its product cyclin G (gene CycG). Lineage: Eukaryota; Metazoa; Arthropoda; Insecta; Lepidoptera; Gelechiidae. Bases 652 to 1737 code for a protein of 361 amino acids. The transcript has 11 exons. The record is from RefSeq and is a predicted model, not a curated record.